Podarcis raffonei (Aeolian wall lizard) is the source of this 3742-nucleotide messenger RNA. RefSeq names its product furin, paired basic amino acid cleaving enzyme (gene FURIN). The record is from RefSeq and is a predicted model, not a curated record. The transcript is spliced from 16 exons. Gene Ontology annotation, biological process: peptide hormone processing. Bases 252 to 2597 code for a protein of 781 amino acids. Gene Ontology annotation, cellular component: Golgi membrane; trans-Golgi network. Gene Ontology annotation, molecular function: serine-type endopeptidase activity. Lineage: Eukaryota; Metazoa; Chordata; Lepidosauria; Squamata; Lacertidae.
GCUGCUCCUGCCGCCGCCCAUAAAGGGGCCAGACGGGGCGGGCGGGCGCUGCCAGACGCAGGAGCCCUUCGGAGGAGAGGAGCAGCCGGCGGCCCGGUGCUGUGCAGGUGACACCCUCGAGGUUUGCCUCCUGCUCUCCCUCUCCUGACCGCUAGCCCUGAUGCUGCCUCGGACUGACUGGGGGCUUGCUGGGCGGCAGAGUGAAGGCCUGCUUUGAGGUGCUCCCUGGGCUCCCCCCUUUCCCGGCUUUCAUGGAUCUGAGGCCACCCUGGCUGCUGUUGUUGUGGACUCUGAUUGGGGCCCUAGCUCUCCUGGCCAGAGAAGUGCUUGGCCAGCACGUCUACACCAACACCUGGGCCGUCCUAGUCCCUGCUGGGCCACAGGAAGCGGAGCGGCUGGCCAAGAAGCAUGGAUUCCUCAACUUGGGCCCGAUCGUUGGAGACUAUUACCACUUCCGUCACCGAGGGGUGGCCAAGCGUUCCCUCUCCCCACACCGGUCCCACCACAGCUAUCUGGGCAGAGAGCCACAGGUGCACUGGCUGGAGCAGCAGGUGUCCAAGCGCCGGACAAAGCGGGACACCUUCCUGGAGCCCUCAGACCCCAAGUUCCCUCAGCAGUGGUACCUGUCCAAUGGGAACCAGCGAGACCUGAACGUGCGGGAGGCCUGGCAGCAGGGCUACACGGGGCGUGGCAUCGUGAUCUCCAUCUUGGACGACGGCAUUGAGAAGAACCACCCGGAUCUGGAGGCCAACUACGAUCCUGCCGCCAGCUUUGAUGUGAACGAUCAGGAUUCAGACCCUCAGCCGCGUUACACCCAAAUGAAUGACAACAGGCAUGGUACUCGGUGUGCAGGCGAAGUAGCUGCCGUGGCAAACAAUGGCAUCUGUGGUGUAGGUGUUGCUUACAACGCCAAGAUCGGAGGUGUCCGCAUGCUGGAUGGAGAGGUGACGGAUGCUGUGGAGGCCCGUUCCCUGGGCCUCAACCCCAACCACAUCCACAUCUACAGCGCCAGCUGGGGCCCUGAGGACGACGGCAAGACGGUGGACGGCCCGGCCCGCUUGGCUGAAGAGGCCUUCUACCGGGGCGUCAGCCAGGGCCGCAACGGGCUGGGCUCCAUCUUCGUCUGGGCUUCUGGGAAUGGCGGGCGCGAGCACGACAGCUGCAACUGCGACGGCUACACCAACAGCAUCUACACCCUCUCGAUCAGCAGCACCACCCAGUACGGGAACGUGCCCUGGUACAGCGAGGCUUGCUCCUCCACCCUUGCCACUACCUACAGCAGCGGCAGCCAGAAUGAGAAGCAGAUUGUGACUACAGACCUGAGGCAGAAGUGCACCGAGUCCCACACAGGCACCUCCGCCUCUGCCCCGUUGGCGGCUGGGAUCAUUGCCCUGGCACUGGAAGCAAACAAGAACCUGACCUGGCGCGAUAUGCAGCACCUGGUUGUGCAGACCUCCAAGCCCGCCCACCUCAACACCAACGACUGGGCCACCAACGGGGUGGGACGCAAAGUCAGCCACUCGUACGGCUAUGGACUCCUGGACGCCGGCGCCAUGGUGACUCUUGCCAGGAACUGGACCUCGGUGGGGCCUCAGCGAAAGUGUGUCCUGGACAUCCUCACCGAGCCAAAGGACAUUGGGAAGCGCCUGGAGGUGCGGCAGAAAGUGGAUGCCUGCCUGGGGAAGGCCAGCUACGUGGGGCAGCUGGAGCACGUCCAGGCCCGGCUCACCCUCUCCUACAACCGCCGGGGUGACCUAGCCAUCCACCUUGUCAGUCCCAUGGGAACCCGCUCCACCUUGCUGGCUGCCCGGCCCCACGACUACUCGGCUGACGGCUUCAAUGACUGGGCCUUCAUGACGACGCAUUCGUGGGACGAGGACCCCACUGGCGAGUGGGUGCUGGAGAUUGAGAACACCAGUGAAGCCAACAAUUUUGGCACCCUCACCAAGUUCACUCUAGUUCUUUACGGGACAGCUACCGACCCUCCCAGCCUCUCCAACCAGUUUGAGAGCAGCGGCUGCAAGACCCUGACCAGCAGCCAGGCCUGCGUGGUGUGCGAAGAGGGCUUCUACCUCCACCAGAAGAGCUGCCUCAAAACGUGCCCCCCUGCCUUUGCGCCCGGCACUGUGGCCCCCCCUCUGGAGAACAUCCUGGAGCCCCAGCUGAGCUCCCGCCUCUGUGUGCCCUGCCACCCAUCCUGCGCCACCUGCUUGGGCCCGGAAGCCACCCAGUGUCUGUCCUGCCCGGCCCACGCCCACUACAACAGCCAGGAGCAGACGUGCUCCCACCAGACCCAGAGCAGCCGGGCCUCACCCACCCUCCUCAGGGAGGGCGUACAGGUUGCCGGCGGCCCCUCCCGCUUGCCCGUGGUGGUGGCCAUCCUGAGCUGUGCCUUCAUCGUCCUGGUCUUCGUCCUGGUCUUCCUGGUGCUGCAGCUGCGCUCCGGGCUGUGCCUGCGCGGGGUCAAGGUGUAUUCGCUGGAGAGCGGAGGCAUCAUCGCCUACAAGGGGCUGCCUUCGGACGCCUGGCAGGAGGGGCCUGAGGAAGAAGAGGAUGGCGAGAGGACUGCCUUCAUCAGAGACCAAAGCACCCUUUGAUGAGCCUGCAGCCCCCCGGCGCAUCAGGGGCAGGACCAGGGGGCCAGAGGCUCUGCACCGGUCUGCUCUCUCACCCCCCCAUGGCUGGGUGGGGACCUUGGACAGAGGCACUCUGCGUGUGGGCCAGGAUGCUGCUGGAGGACAAGGCGCCCAGGCACCCUAGGCACUGGUUUUAACUCGCCAAAGUGAUUUUUUAAAGACUGAACCAGUUUCUCUGCCUGCCUCCACUGUGGUUGGAGGGGCAUCUGCGCGGGGCUGCCUUCCUCGCUGCUUGGGGAGGGGCAGGAAAAGCCCCUCAAGCCUUUGUCUCCAGGUAGGGGCAUGGCUGAGAGUGCCCCGUCCAGUGCGGGGCGGGGUGGGGGAUUAAAGUGGCACAGGCCCCCAGCUCCGUCGCCUUCUUUCUGCCCUGCCAGCAGCAAUAAGAGCCUGACUCCUCCUCUCCUGCUCCGUUCCGUGCCCUUCCCACUGAUCCGCGGAGCUUGUGCCACCGUUUGGGGCCUCUUCCUUGUGCAGCCGGCCACCUGCCUACCCAUGCCUUGGUAGACUGGGAGGUGAGCUGGGCUCCUCCUCCUCCUCUUCCCCUGCCCCCACCCGUGACAGUUGGGGCUGAGAUGGACGAUUGAUGCCAUGGGUGUGUCUCUUCAACCCAAGGCGGGCGGCUCUGCCCUCCCUCCUGCAGGAGCAGGAAUUCCUCUGGGGCCACGGGGAGGGGGCCUGGGGGCCGCGGCUGCUGCUUGACCACUGAGCUGUGCCCAGCCCCUCCCUGGAUCUGCCCAAAGUCACUGGAGCUUCCAUCUUUCCUCAUGUGCCUUGUUCCCCCUCCUCCUCUUCUUCUUCUUCCUCCUUGAUGACAAUCUGUUGCUGGUCCUGGGGUUGCACUGCCUGCCUCGCCUGCCUCUCUCCCUCCGGGUCUGUUCCCUGCUCUCUGCUGCUGGCGGAGGUGGAGGCUGUGCAGUUGUGGGCAGGGGAAAGAACGGGCUGCCCAGGACUCGUUUUCUAUCAUAACUUUUUUGGUGCACAAAUAAUUUCUUGUAAUUUAAACAAGGAGCCAAUUCCUGUGGCCAGUUGUUUUGUUUUUUUAAUUUAAUGGAUGUGGAUAUAACGCUAGAGAGAUUAAAGUUUAUUAAAUGUUGGAACUAUGCAAA